AUGCACAUGCUGAAAUUCUUUCUUCUCGUUUUUGUGUGUUUUGGACCACAGUUGGGGAGUGCUGGGACAGCCAACUCUUCGCUAUCCCUCAUCUACAAUGACCUUUCCAUCAUUGCUCGUAUAACCAAUGCCAUUGCUCUCCAGGCAGGAUCCAUCCAAAAAGAUAUCAAGGCUCGAAAAGUGAUCACAGAACUUCUAAAGGUUCAAACUAAAAGUUUCGAUGAGUUGAUGGCAAUGGACCCGAGGAAAUUGAUGAAUGAGUUGGAAACUGUUUUCAAUAUAAGCUCGGAAAUAUCUAAGGGAAUUGUGACAACUGGAGACGAAUUUAAGAAGAUAGAACAUUUCAACUUAGAUUUGGGAUAUGCUAUGAAUACGGUCUUGUCAACUGAUGUGCCGGGAUUGAUGAAUAGUCUGAAAAGUGAAUCAUUCCGAGAUGCAUUGAUGAUUUGUAAAAUGGGAACAGUCAAAGUAGUAGUUGAUUUCUUCAAAGCUAUGACCAGUGCUUCGAGCAACGAUCUGAAUAAGAUUCGAGCUCUGAAAGAACAUGGAAAAGAGGUCAAGGAAUGUCUGAAUUCAAUUGUUGCCAACAAAACGGAACUGAAUACGACGGUGGCGGAUAUUUAUCAAUUCAAACUGAUCUCAGGAGCUCGCGAUUUCUGUAAUAAUUUUUACAACGAUUUUUCGUAUUUCACUGGUUUCCAUGAGAAUAUAUUGCUCAUGAAGAACCUCGCGACAAAGGCCAAAAGGAUUUGGAAGAUGCCACGCCUUUACGAGAGAGUUUCUAAGAUAGGACAGCUUCUGGAGACUAUAUCCGAUCAUGAUAACGAGCCGAAACCGGAUUUGUGUGCUGGAUUCAUUGGAGUGGAUGACACGGCGAAGAUUUUGGAAGACGUGAAGAGUCCAUGGUUUCAAAAGGAGAUUUCAAAGGGGAAAAGUACGAAAGAUCUUGAAGAAGCACUCGAACCAUUCGGCAAGUUUGCGAAGAAACUCGGAGAAUUCAAGAAAAUUUGGGUGAAGUUCGAUGGAGGCAUCCGACAAGAAGGGGUCUUCGCAAGGGAAAUGAGCGCCUUGUUGGAUGUGGUUGAGAAUUAUUCUGGUCUAGACAAUGCCGAAAAGUUUUUGGAAGAAGCGGCUGCCAGUUAUAAGAAGACAUGGAACGACUCAAGAAACCAGCCAUUUGAUGCGAAGCCACUUUACCAGUUUGACAAAAAACUGAAAACGGUAAACGAAAUACUAACAUUUGCGAGGAAAAUUGAAAUGCUGUGUAAGCAACUGGUCAAGGAAUUCGAUUUUAUCACACUGGCACACGUACUGAAUGAAAUCGAGAAGUUGGACUUGUCGAAAUCAGAGAUAAAAGAUUUGCAGGAGGCGAUUAAUGGUGUGAAGCAUUACGAUACCUUGCGUGACUUCUUCGAAAACUUUGAUUCUUUUUUCGAAUAUCAAACCAAGUUGAACAACUUGCAUGGCAGCCUGGGUGACGAUUUUACCACAAUUGUAGCCGAUGGUACAGCAUUUAUAAAGAAUUCGUCGUUUUCUCAGAUGCUGAACGCUCGAAGUUAUGAUACCUUGACGUUCGAUGAAACUCUACAGUUCUUUAGGAAGUUGAUGAAAUUUGAUGAUUCGAACAAGAAAGAAGCGAAAAACCACUUUGAAACAUUCGAAAACUUGAAAAACGAGUAUUUCAAACUAGAGGAGUUUGUGAAAAGUUUGGGAUCGACGAGCUCCGCGUUGAUAGUCGACUUUCGAAAUGCUUCGAAUCUAGCGCAUACUUAUGGCCGAGGAGUUCACGUGUUUCGGGAUAUAUCGGAGGCUUAUGAACGAAGGGAUGCGAUCUUCAAGUCGAUGUCUUAUGAUAAAUCAGUGAAUGAUUUCAUCGAUCAAAUCCAAGGACACGAACAUUUGAGCAAAUUCUGGGGAUCAUACAAUAGAGAUGAGAAGAUGAACAGACUACUCGAAGAACUGAAAACCCUUGAGAAAUCGGUGAAACCAUUCGUCUCAAAAAAUUUCGAAACACUCCGACAAGCACUGAACACGGCGGUCAACGUGACUGGCUUACGUGGAUUCGAGUAUGGAUUUCGGGAUAUUAUGGAUCAAUUAUCGAUACCCAAUCGAUUAAACAAAACCUAUCGAGAUCCUGCUAUCGAGAACUCUCAGAAAUUGGCUGAUUUGGAUCUGGAUUUCUCGUCUCACAGGGGAGAUUUACUGGCCGCUUCGAUGAGUUUUGAUAAUAUCCGAGAGGAGUUUAAUACGAUGUUUGGGUUGAAUCCGAAGAAUGAGAAGACUGUCAAAAAUGAGUGGCUUGUAGUCGUAAUCAUCUCAGUCUGUAUCUUCCUUCUCCUUGUGAUAGGUGUUCUUUUGAUCUACGGAUUGACCGAAAAAGGACGGAAUCAAUAUAAAAAUUUGUACUUGUUCUACUUUGGGAAACCAGAAGAUUUUGAGAAACGAUGGAGGUACUCGCUAUUCAUGGACCGUAAGGAUGGAAAGAAUGCUCUGAUGGAUGCGACGAGAGAGAUUCAUGCGAUCAAUGUGGAGAAGGAAGCGAAACGUGGAGCAUUUAUCGAUUUUUAUAAUGAAUUCGGCAACACUGCUCUCCACUUGUCAUCUAAGCGAGGAUAUGCGGAAAUUGUGGAAGUUCUCAUCAAGAAUGGAGCUGAUCGGUCUCUUGUGAAUUAUCAGAAUAGGACACCCGAACAAAUGAUACCGGAGAAUUACCAGGAGACAUACCCGGAAAAAGUGGAGAAGUAUCAGAAAAUUGAGGCAAUUUAUAGAAAAUAUCGAAACAAGAAAUUCCGAAAACGAGUGCCCGAAGUGUUCCCGUCUAGCUCAUUCCAUAUUUAUGUUGAGGACAAGGCCGAUAUCGAUUUGACCAACUCGUUUAUGGCGAAAUUCAAGGCUAUUGUCACACCGACUCUUAUCCCCGCGACAACUCAUGUUAUCGUUAAAACCGAUUCGGAUGGCGUCCUCGAAAUUGAUGGUUUCGAAUACUUGACAUGGAUAAUGAAUGGAGUGAUUAUAGUGAAGGAAUCCUGGAUGACAGACUGUCUGAAGAAUCCGAAACUCAUCGAAAAAGAUUCAAAAUACUUGGUAGAGAAGGUCAGAUUCAAAGAUGUUGAAUAUGAUACAGUAACCCAAUGGUCGAAAGCUAUGGCUAAAGGAGAGAUGCCCUAUUUGUAUGGAGUCUAUGUUGCUAUAGUUAUGAAGGAACAGAAGAACGUAUUCUACAUCGCCUCAAUUGUGAAUGCCCACGGAGGAACAAUGUGUGAAGGUUUCCCUAUGAAAGAGGACUAUAACAUUGGAUCCCACCCUUAUCUUCAUGCAAAUCUCGGACCACUAUUUCUCAUUUCUGAUGGAUCGACUGAUCUCACCCUCUAUAAAAACGAUCCGGAUAAGAUGUACACGAUCCUCACUGAGGACGAAUUUGUGCAUUUGUUGCUGAAACGAGAGAUCAAUAGAGACACGAAGUUGGAUCCGAUUCAGGCUACGAAAGAAUCCGAUGAUUGA
Caenorhabditis remanei is the source of this 3501-nucleotide messenger RNA. RefSeq lists its product as uncharacterized. The transcript is spliced from 9 exons. The coding region runs from base 1 to 3501 and encodes 1166 amino acids. The record is from RefSeq and is a predicted model, not a curated record. Gene Ontology annotation, molecular function: protein binding. NCBI's taxonomy places the organism in Eukaryota, Metazoa, Nematoda, Chromadorea, Rhabditida, Rhabditidae.